Molecule: messenger RNA, 1053 nt
Organism: Indicator indicator
Lineage: Eukaryota; Metazoa; Chordata; Aves; Piciformes; Indicatoridae
Gene: LRRC23
Product: leucine rich repeat containing 23
Exons: 6
Coding region: 1-1053 (350 amino acids)
Molecular function (GO): protein binding
Source: RefSeq, a predicted model, not a curated record
AUGGAGGACGAGGAGCUGGAGCGGGACGAGAACAACCUUCAGGAGAAGGGAGAGGAGGAGGCGCUGAGGGAACAGGAGGAGGAAGCCCCGGUGAGGAAGCGGGUCCCAGUACGCUCUGGCCGUGGUGAGGCCAGCACUGGCAUUGUGUGCGCUUCUCUUUUUCUCUCCCAGGUGCUGGCCGCGUUUCCCCUGACAGAGGAGGUCCUGAAGGAAGGCCUCUCCCUCCUCUGUAAGACCAGCAACGGCCUGGCUCACGCCUUUGUGAAAUUUGAAGCCAGAGAGAAGGACUUGACAGACAUCAGCCUCCUCGAAUGCUUCAUACACCUGCGGUAUGUGGAUUUGUCAGAGAACAAGCUGCAGGAUUUGUCUCCACUGAGCAGCCUAACCAAUCUGCUUUGGCUGAAGGUGGAUGGGAAUCUGCUCACCAGUCCCUGUCUGAAGGAGCUGCCCUACCUCCAGUUCAUCAGCUUUGGUCAGAACCGCAUCAAGGAUGUGGAGGGCAUCACUCACCCCCGCCUACUCAACCUCAGCCUGAAAGGAAAUAGAAUCCAGUCCGCACUGGGCUUGAGUCAUGGCCAGUUGUUCAACCUGCAAACCCUGGAGCUGCGAGGAAACGUCCUAGAGAGCACAGCAGGGCUCAAUCUUCCCAAGCUGAAGAACCUCUAUUUGGCCCAGAAUGCCAUUAAGAGCCUUGAAGGCCUUGAGGGACUAGAGCAGCUUGCAACUCUGCACCUGCGUGACAACAGUCUGGAGAGCCUGGAUGGAUUCUGCAGCAGCAUGAAGUGCCUGCAGUACCUCAAUCUACGGAAUAACAGGAUCAGUAGCCUUCAGGAGGUGGCAAAACUGCAGGUCCUGCCCAUGCUGCAGGCACUGGUGCUGAUGGACAAUCCGUGCUCUACAGAGCCCCGUUACCGGCUGGAGGUUCUGGCCGUGCUGCCAUAUCUGCAGCGCCUCGACAAGGAGGUAUUUGAGCAAGAGGAGCAAGAAGAGGCAAACAGGAUCCGUCAGGAAAGGCAGGAGAAAGAAAAGGAGAUGGAAGGGUCCCUCCAGUGA